Lasiodiplodia theobromae is the source of this 1179-nucleotide messenger RNA. RefSeq lists its product as uncharacterized. The coding region runs from base 1 to 1179 and encodes 392 amino acids. The record is from RefSeq and is a predicted model, not a curated record. The transcript has a single exon. Lineage: Eukaryota; Fungi; Ascomycota; Dothideomycetes; Botryosphaeriales; Botryosphaeriaceae.
AUGAAUAAGAAACAAUUGAUUUUUCUCUUGCUUUCUCUUUCCCGUCCCACCUCAGCUGUCGUGGUCGUGCCCCAGCAGAGUCCCUUCCCACUUGUGGACACAUCUCCGACCGAACUCAUCGCAUCGUCAUUACCACCGCCGCUGCCGCCGCCGCCAUCGCACGACCCUGCCUCCAUCACUUCCUCGGAAACCGCCAACCCAACCAACACAACAGAUACCACCAUUCCCGCCACCUUCUCGUCCUCCUCGUCCCUGUCGUCCACCAUACCCGCCGCUGCGUCGUACACGUUCCCGUCGCACACAUCCAAGCCCGCGCCCACAUUCUCGCCAUCAACGAAGCCUGCAGCGUCCAGGUGGUGGGCCGCAGACCCUCGUCCGGCGGUGCCCUUGCCCACAACCCUCACCACCGCGCCCAGCCCCAGUCCCAGCACCACCACCGCCUCCCCCGCCUCAACCACAACCUCGACCAACACCACCACCACAUCCUCAACCGCAUCCCCACCCCCGCCGCCUCCGCCACCUCCACCUCCUCCUCCACCACCCCCCGCCCCCGACCCUCUCCCGCCCAGCUCCUCACCCUACUGCCUCCCACCAGCCACCCGCUGCGACCUCUUCUUCACGCACCCGGAGCUGCCGCACCUGACCUUCCACAUCCACACGCCGUGGACGAUAAGCUACCCGGACCAGCUGGGCCGCGGCCUGCGCGCGCGCCACUACAACACGGUCGUCAACGUCACAGCGCUGCGGGGCACGUGCGGCUGGCGCAUGCUGGACGACGUCGGGCUAGCGGCCGUGGCGCGGGGGAAGGUGGCGGUGAGGUGGGAUGAGGGGUACAACGACGAGGGCGGGAUGAAGGGGAAGAAGAAGGGAGAUGGAGGGAAACAUCACGGGCCGGGUGGGAAUGACGGGAAAGGGGAUGAAGAAGGGGAGGAUGGUGAUGGUGCGAAUAUGGGAGAGGAGGACGGAGACGAGUGGUGGCAGGAAGGGGAGGAUACGGUCAAAGCUGCCGUCGGGGCGCUGGCUGGGACAAAGGCCGAGAUACGCAAGGUGCUGGAGCGUACGUAUCCAUGGGUAGAGAUCUUCUUGAUUCUCAUUCUCACACUUUGGCCGGUGUGCAUUAUCGCGGCACUGGGCGGCUGGGCGAUUGUGAGCAUGGUGUGUUGUGGGAGGAUAUUGUAA